AUGAUCGAACUUCUAUUGGAUCUCACCUCGCUGCAACAAGGCAUCAUCGCGGUGAUUGCUGUUCUUCUGUUUUUGGUACUGACUAACCGAUUGACCACCUGGGAAUACAUCGUUCCCAAAGAAGUGCAAUGGAUUGACCGACCCCAAGAGCGCUUUGGCUACCUUCGUGCUAAGGCGCGGUCGUUUUUCGUCAUGAAGGAGAACAUCAUGCAGGCCUAUCUCGAAUGCAAUAAAAAGGGUCGAGCCGCCGCCCUUGCCAUUGCAUUCGGUCGACCGCAGAUCAUUCUUCCCCCCAAAUACAUUCGAUGGAUAAUCGACCAACCAGAAUCGGUGCUCAGCAUGGACCCCAUUCACAACGAAUUCCACGCCUUUGUGCAGGACGGGUUAGUGGGCGACCACACAGUGCAGGAAGUUCUGCGCAAGGAAUUAACCCAAAACCUUGGCCGAAUGACGGCGGACAUCAAUGAUGAGAUUGUGGAUGCGUUAAAUGCUAUUUGGGGGAAUUCGCCUGAGUGGAAGAUGAUUCCCCUCAAGGACAGUACGCGCACGAUCGUCGCCCGCAUCACUAACCGACUAUUCGUGGGUAAAGAAAUAUGUCGAAACGAAGAUUAUAUCCGUGACGCUGUCGCGUUGGGUAUGGCGGUAAUGCCAGAGACCGUGUUCCAGGACCUGGUUCCUCGGCCACUGAAGGGGCCUCUCUCGUUGGUUGUGAAGUGGAUAAAUCAUUACUAUAUGGCCGGAUUCAACCGACACCUGCAGCCGAUAGUGCGAGAACGAGUGCAAGCCGUACGACAGAUGGAAGAGACGGUGGAGAAGAAGGGAGAAGAGAGCGAGGAGAAUCCAGAACAAAAGCCAUCCUCCCUCCCGAACGACUUCUUGACCUGGAUAGUGCAACGUGCUGUCCGUCGGGGUGAGUCCCCGGCCGAUAUCGAACAGCGCGUGAUUGCCCGGGUGGGCAUGGCCAAUCUAGCUUCUAUCGAAACGACUACCAACACGAUGAGCAAAUGUUUGGCGGACAUUACCACGCUAGGCGAGGCUCAAGGAUACCGGGCGUUGGUUACAGCAGAAGCGCAGAAGGUGCUGUGCGACUGCCAGAACCUGCCGGUGAAGAAAGAUAUUGAGAAGCUGGUGCAUAUCGAAAAUGCGCUCAAGGAAAGUUUGCGGUUAGCGGUAGUCUUCCCCGGUCUCAUUCGGCAGGUCACCAGUCCUACAGGAGCGACCUUGGAGGAUGGCCUCCAUCUGCCGUGCGGCGCGCGCAUCAGCGUUGCCGCUUAUGCCAUCCACCGCGACGAUAAUGUCUGGCCAGAUGCCACCACCUAUAAUCCUGCCCGCUAUGAGAGUCCCCAGGCUCCAACCGACCAGACAACCGCGAAGGUACCAUCGUCGCAUCUUCCCAUGUCCCGUGCCUCUGAGAGCUUUCUCUCUUUUGGACUAGGAAAGCGCGCUUGCCCGGGCCGCUUCUUCGUAACGGAUGAGCUGAAGCUGUUGUUUGCCCACAUGUUUACCAAGUAUGAGAUCCAGAUCAUCCCGCCCCCCACCAGUACUGCCGGGCAGUUCACAGAAUUGACCCUGCGGGGGCCCCAGGAGCAUCUGCUGAUUCGGCGAAGGUCAGAAGCGAAUUCUGUGAAUGCAUGA
Messenger RNA from Penicillium hordei, 1635 nucleotides. Its product is annotated as cytochrome P450. NCBI's taxonomy places the organism in Eukaryota, Fungi, Ascomycota, Eurotiomycetes, Eurotiales, Aspergillaceae. The record is from RefSeq and is a predicted model, not a curated record. Bases 1 to 1635 code for a protein of 544 amino acids. The transcript has 3 exons. Gene Ontology annotation, molecular function: heme binding; oxidoreductase activity, acting on paired donors, with incorporation or reduction of molecular oxygen; monooxygenase activity.